AAAAAGUCGCGUGCAUCUCGGUCGCUGGAAUUUCAUGCCAUUUUCCGGGGAAAAUCCGGCUCGAACCAGGUAAACAAUGUGCAUUGAGACAGCGGAAAAGGCAGCUCCAGUGAGAAACAGUGAAAGCAGUACGAAAACUAGCAUGGAUCGCUCGGAAAAGGACGACAAUGGGUUGCGAAUCCGUCGCAUAGCGGGUGGCUGCAUGAUCAGCCAUGCUCCGCUGUUUUCAGCGGAUGGCAACACAAUCUACGUCGUUUGGGAUAAUACGAUCCGGGCAUUCAGUGUCAUUACUGGUGAGUGUGUGCGGGAUUACGAAGGAGCCGACGACAACAUCGUCGGAGUAUUCAUCAACCGGAACAAUCCGAAGUUCCUGUACGGAUGUACCCGCAGUGGACAGAUUCUCGGUUGGAAGGCCGAUUCCGGAGUGCUGCAAGAGUGCAAGCAAAUACUUCUGAACACCCGGUUCCCGGUUGACCACUUUAGCAUUAUGUACGACGAGAACGACGUAGUAACUUAUCUGAUAACUGGGGGAUCGACCAAAACCAUCGCUAUGAUCUUUUGCCCUUCGAAGUGGAAAGUUCUGCAGACGCUACCGUUGAAGUUUGACAAACCAGUGUCGCAAAUAAAACUGGCCCCCGGAGGAGAUAAGCUGAACUAUUUUGCGAUGAUAACGGACGACCUGUGGCACUGGGUCACGAUCAAGCCCUGCAUCCGGGUGUUCACCAAAAAGCACUGCAACGGCGUUCAGACGCGCGUGGUGACGUGUCAUCCGACGGAGGACAUCGUUGCCAUUGGCGAUGUCAUCGGGAGAGUGGUUCUAUACAAGAAUUUCCUCGCCACGAAGAAACCCGUUCCGGAGAUGUACCAUUGGCAUCCAAAUCCGGUGCAGUGUGUGGUGUUCUCGCAAACGGGGACACACUUCUAUUCGGGUGGCUUGGAACGGGUGCUGGUCAAGUGGACGGUGGGAAAACAGGGGACCAAGGACAUUCUACCGCGACUAUCGGAUUCGGUUGUACAGGUCGCAGUGGCUCCAGAGAAUCUGAGGGUGGCCUUGUGCACCGGGGACAAUGGGAUUCAGAUUCUGAACGCCCUGCAAAAGCAAACGGCGGUGGUGCAGAGUUUUUCGCGGAUUUCCGAUGACUAUACCGGGCGGAAUCCGUACCCGAUCGGGAUCCGGGUCAAUCCCCGGACCCAGGCGAUGAUCCUGAACGGAAGAAUCGGAUGCAUUCAAUUCUUUUCGACUUACACUAGGAGUUUGCUGUACACGUUGGACAUCACUCUGCGGAACUACAACACGCUGGAACAGAAAAAGGUCAUCUACAACACGGUGGUCACGAACGUGGCAGUUAACGCCUUCUGGCUGGCGACGGUCGAGAACUGGAACGACAACUGCUACUCAUCGGAAACCCGGCUCAAGUUGUGGAGAUACGACGAAUCCCGCCAGAACUACUCGCUCAACACGAACGUCGAGAACGUGCACAUCAACGGAGUCAACGGGCUGGAGUUCUCCAGCAGUUCCAAAGAACGGGACGUCCUCUGUGCCACAGCCGGCAAUGAUCGGUGCGUCAAGGUGUGGUCCCUGGAAGAGAUCGAAAUGACUGGUGGUGGUGAGAAGCUGGUCUGGAUUUGCGUCGGUCGCGUGGACUAUAAAAAUUUGCCCGCCCGCUCGAUAUCCUUCUCCCAGGAUGGAUCGCUUCUGGCCGGAGGAUUCGGAAAUGUCCUCUGUGCUUGGAACGCGGAAACCCUCCGCCUCAAAUGCGUCCUUUCCGCUCCGGCUGGUUACGACGGUGGUGCUUCUCGGAUAGUUCUGUCAGUCCCCACCAAAAAGAACUCCGUGGACAAAAGCGAUUACCUCGGCAAGAAGUCCAAGAUCGUCCAGCAACUGCUGGAGGUUCUGGAAUCAAGAGACGCUUCCAGCCUCUUCAAAAACGUCACACCGUCCAAGAAGAAACGAUUCCUGGAGAAUCAAACCAAACCAAACCCAAAUUUGUCCGAGAGUGAAAAGAAGCUCAUAUUCAAGCGUGUUCAGCUCCAAAACGAGCUGACACUGCUGCAGAAAGCUGAACUAUUCCACCGGCUACGCAUCCAGUGCCGAACAGCCGGUCAGAUGAAGGAGAAGAUUGCCGACAAGCUCGCCAAAGCCAAGCAAGUCUCAACAGAAACCGAAAUCCGGCUCCAAAAGGCGAUCGACAACAUCUGCUCCAACGCUAAAUUCCGCUGCAAGCGGAAGCUCCGUCAGUACCAAUGCCGGAACGAACCAACCCUAAGUCUGUCACACUUCACCAGUGUCUUCGAUUCCGAGAGGGACUACAACUCUCGCAAAGUACCACAGAAGCAACUCCAAAACCGUCAACCACUGAAAUCCACUGCACAAAUCCGGCACGUUCUGUUUUGCUACGGCGAACACUCCCAUCUGGUUGUAAUGUGCACCGACAACCGGUUGCUCGUUUGGAACCUACUGACGCUCCGGAUGCAAGUGACCGUCAACCUAAGCGUCGACCGUAUUGUGAUCGAUUCGUUCACCAAUCUGAUCGCUGUUUUUACCACCGAUAACGAAUUGUACAUAUUUCUCCCGAACAUUCCGAUGCCGCUGUACCAGCGGAAGAAUCUACCCACGGUGUUCGGAGCGGCUUGGAUUCCCCGAAGGUUCCCCAAAUCGCAAUCUUUGAAUGUGGACUGGCAAGCCGUUUCGCACUUGUAUUUCCUAAAUGAUAAUCAGGAACUACUGCAUUUGGUAUCGGAUAGCGACGAGGAGUCACUUGGCCCGGUGGUCUAUAUGAAUGAUGUGGUCGGAAGUGGACUGCCGAAUACGCCGUUCGCAGCGAUGCUGGCCAAGCAGCAAACCGGAAGUGGAAUUCAAAUGGGUGCGGCGAAUGACGCCGGACGGAUUGGAGUGGCUGGGAAGAGCAGCGUCAAUGAGAUCGUCGCAUCCUCCGCCCACACGAUGGCCCCGAUCAGUCUGCUGUGCAAGGAUUUCCUCCGAUCGAUGCUGAUAGUGGCGGAGAGAAAACGUGACCGUGGGUCAUCCGUAAGCGAGCAGACGAGUGCGGCGCCUAGAACAUCCAACGAUGCCAGUGAUGAAUCCGAUGACGAAACGGACGAAAGCUCGAAAGUUAAGGCAAAGAUAAGUGCCCGCAAAGCGGUGUUGGAAUCGGUCGAAAAAGCACACCUGAAGACCGUCAGUACUAGCGACAAACUCGAUCGAGAUACCAAGCUGAGACAGUUGGCGGAAGGUUCGGUGGACAUUGAGUUUUAAUUGGAUUGGAUUGGAGUGUCAUAAUUGUAAGUACCUAAAU
Messenger RNA from Ochlerotatus camptorhynchus, 3296 nucleotides. Its product is annotated as WD repeat-containing protein l(2)05287. The record is from RefSeq and is a predicted model, not a curated record. Gene Ontology annotation, molecular function: protein binding; RNA binding. Lineage: Eukaryota; Metazoa; Arthropoda; Insecta; Diptera; Culicidae. Gene Ontology annotation, biological process: positive regulation of rRNA processing; positive regulation of transcription by RNA polymerase I. Bases 77 to 3256 code for a protein of 1059 amino acids. Gene Ontology annotation, cellular component: nucleolus. The transcript is spliced from 6 exons.